AUGGUUGUCUUCAUCUCCCUCCCCUCAGACGAGGAAAUUGAGGCCUUUGAGAAAAUAGUUCUCCAGCAAAGCUAUCAUUCUACCAACCGGGUUCUGACUCGCGAGGCUCUCCAAGGCUGUAGUCCAUUCAACCCCAGCGGCAAUAAGAUCCUCGCCCUGGCUGGCGACGCGAUUCUCCGCCAAGUUCUCGUCGACCAGGGCCGAGACAGAGAAAAGUCUCCAGAAGAGAUCCAGAACGUCAUCACCCAGGUGGCCUCUAAUAACAACCUAAACGACCGUGGCAUUGCCCUAGGACUUGACCCCUUCAUCGUGAAGAACCCGGGCCAGUGGGGCCUUGUGGCUGGGAAAAAUGUUAUGGCUACCACCAUGGAAGCCAUAAUUGGCGCAGUCCACUAUGACUCCAACAAGAAUCGCGAUGCUUGCGAAAAGGUUAUGGCUGCCCUCGGCCUCGCCUUUCCUGAGUGA
Messenger RNA from Penicillium riverlandense, 465 nucleotides. RefSeq lists its product as uncharacterized. Lineage: Eukaryota; Fungi; Ascomycota; Eurotiomycetes; Eurotiales; Aspergillaceae. The record is from RefSeq and is a predicted model, not a curated record. Gene Ontology annotation, molecular function: ribonuclease III activity. The coding region runs from base 1 to 465 and encodes 154 amino acids. Gene Ontology annotation, biological process: RNA processing. The transcript is spliced from 2 exons.